Molecule: messenger RNA, 1897 nt
Organism: Salvia hispanica
Lineage: Eukaryota; Viridiplantae; Streptophyta; Magnoliopsida; Lamiales; Lamiaceae
Source: RefSeq, a predicted model, not a curated record
UACACCCUCACCAACUAAUUAAUUUCUUAUAUAUGGCUAAACAGAAUGACACGCACACACCACACACAUACAGCUGAAUAUUUUUAUAUGUUUGGCUUUGUUUUAUUUCUUGGAUUUUGGAGGAGUGAAAAAAUGCAGCAUUGUUGAAUUUCGUCACGUUCAAGAAAAGGGCCCCAAUCAGCUGAAGCUGUCUCCUUCCUUUUUGUUUUGAGAUCUGCAACUCUUUCUGUCAAAAUCAAAUCCUAGAUUUUGUUCAACUCCAAAUACCAGCUGGGUUUUGUUUCAAAUCGGCAGCCUUCAUUCCAGCCUCCACCGCGUUUCACUGCAUAUAAAAUAAUCUUUCAUUUCUUGGAAUGCAAAUAUGGAUGGGAAAGGUACUAUAUCAGAUUACAGAAGCAAGAUGGACACGACACUAGCCUCGCCCGAUUUGACAAACCACGAAAAGCUUCAAACUCUAGUGAGGAAUCAAAUCUUGCAAUAUUCAGAUCUCCAGCUUGAAGGAUGCAUUGAGAAUGUGAUUGAGAGGAGAAGCAAUGAGUUGUCCAAUUUUCUUGGCAUGCUGAGGAGUACUGCUGAUUCUGACAGAUUGAAUUCUUCCUGGAAAGUAAAACAUGACACUGAAGAAUUUAGGGUCAUGUAUCGGGAAGGACCUGAAGGAACUCCGCUUCACACUCUUCUUGUCGAGGGCUACGUGGAUGGGCCACUUGAUGUUUGUAUGUGUAUUUCAUGGGAGUCUGGCCUCUACAGCAAAUGGUGGCCUCAAACUGCCAUUCCGAGUUUCAAAGUCAUUUCCUCGCGUUGUCUGCAGAGAGUUGGACCUGGCGAACAGAUAUCACUAGUGAGGAUGAAGGUUUCAUGGCCACUAUCAAGCAGAGAGGCCGUGAUUCAUUAUUUUGCAUUCGAGUACUUCCAGGACGAUCUAAUGGUGGUGCUCCUCAACUCGAUCUCCGACUCAGAGAAAAUCGACAGACAUAGUCAUGGAUUCACGAGAGAUGGGAUACCUAAGGAAGAGGAAUUGGUGAGGAUAGAUGUUGUGGGAGGGUUUGCAUUGCAGAAGGUGACUGCAGAGAGGAGUUACUUCCGGACGAUAGCAAACAUGGAUAUCAAACUAGACUUUGUUCCUCCCUCGUUCCUCAACUUCGUCUCAAGGCAGCUUGCAGGCAGUGGUUUCAAGCUCUACAAAAAUGAAGUUGCUUCAGUUUCUAAAGGCGAUCAGAAGUUCUGCGAGGCUUUGAAGGAUCCACUUUAUGCUCGUAUCCGUCAGGCUCUUGAUCCUGAUAACUCAGCAGUUGCAAAAUGUGACAAGAGGAGCACAUUUAGCAUGCAACGUAGAGAAGAAGAUGAAAAUGCUGUCGACUCAGAGGCCAAGAGAAACGAGCUUGAAAAAUCCGAAGGAGGCGAAAUGUUGGAUGAUUGCAGCUUGAAAUCAGCAUAUGGUUCAAGUGAUGGUUGCUGCAGUGGUGGCGAGGAAGAAGGUCGUAGAGACGAAACAACAGAAGGUUGCAGAGACGAAACGAGGAAGGAGGUUCGUAUCAGUGGGGAGGUAGAGAAGGCUCUGCUAACAUUAGAAAAUGUGAUUGCCAUAUUCAAGCAGCAGAGAAGUGAAACUAAUUUAGAGAAUGAUCAAAUCAGUCGAAGCUCCACUUCAGUUGAACCAACCAUCAUUUUGGAGAAUCAUGCUUCCAGGUUGAGAAGGGAGACAAGUGAUAGCAAUGUUGAGAGAUCUAAUUCUAAGAGCAGUGCUUUUCAAUUGCAACCAUCCAUGAAUCACAAUCUUGAAAAUGUAACAAAAAAUAAAAAACAUAGAUUUUGCUGCUUUGCCCUUCAUUUACCAUUACUCAGAUAAUGUAUAUGGAGGAAAUAGAUCAAUCAAAAUGAAAACAUAUUCCUCUUUUUA